Messenger RNA from Microsporum canis CBS 113480, 294 nucleotides. RefSeq lists its product as hypothetical. The record is from RefSeq and is a predicted model, not a curated record. The transcript is spliced from 5 exons. Bases 1 to 294 code for a protein of 97 amino acids. NCBI's taxonomy places the organism in Eukaryota, Fungi, Ascomycota, Eurotiomycetes, Onygenales, Arthrodermataceae.
AUGGGAGUUCCCUUUGAGGCUUUGCUCCCUUAUGGGAUUAUCAUUGGUCUGUUUGGUGUGACCGGUGUUGGUCUUUCGACUGUUAAGUACUAUUCGAACGGCCGCAAGAACCCAAGAAGAGGCCUUGAUGCAUGGGAUCAGACUAACUGUUUCAAUAGCAAAUUGCUUAACUUUUUAGUGAUGGAACGAGAUCUACGGCUUACGGGCCAGAUGAGAGGACAAACAAGUAACCACGCCGCACCCCCAGGUUUCGCUUAUAGCAACCCAUGGAAGUUGGAACCAAGAAUCAACUAG